Coregonus clupeaformis (lake whitefish) is the source of this 2198-nucleotide messenger RNA. RefSeq names its product tryptophan--tRNA ligase, cytoplasmic (gene wars1). Gene Ontology annotation, molecular function: ATP binding; tryptophan-tRNA ligase activity. NCBI's taxonomy places the organism in Eukaryota, Metazoa, Chordata, Actinopteri, Salmoniformes, Salmonidae. Gene Ontology annotation, cellular component: cytoplasm. Gene Ontology annotation, biological process: tryptophanyl-tRNA aminoacylation. The record is from RefSeq and is a predicted model, not a curated record. The transcript is spliced from 11 exons. The coding region runs from base 325 to 1752 and encodes 475 amino acids.
UUGGAUUUAGUCCGCCAUAAAACCCACAGAAGAAGAAGAACCGUUGACGUUUUAAACAGACUUGCAUGUCGUUUUAUACGUUUCUCUUUAUGACCUUCUCAUUUGAUGAGACUGGCUUUUCUUUAACGUUUUGACAUGUAAAUAUUAUAAUUUCUCUUAUUAAGAUAAUAUAUAAAUGCAUAGUGGAAUUAUAUAGAUCAAGUACUUUUUUCUCAGUGGAUGCAUUUCCCCCGAACACUUCCCCCGACACGAAAGCUGAUGCAAGUCAAUGAGUGGAUUGGCAGCGGUUUCAAACAAAUCUGAACAGUCUUGACCAGGUUGAAGAUGACAGACUGUCAGGGAGACGGGGCAGGGGAUAUGACCCCAAUGGACCUAUAUGAGAAACUAACAUCACAAGGAGAGACAGUCCGAACUCUGAAAACGGAAAAGGCUGCAAAAGCUGAUAUUGAUGCUGCUGUACAGUUGCUGCUGAAGCUCAAAGUUGACUACAAGCAGGUAACGGGUCAGGACUAUAAGACUGGAUGUCCACCCUCAGAAAGCGCCAUUUCACAAGACAAUGGGCCAGCAGCAGCUGCUGAUGGGGAAGACAUGGUUGACCCCUGGAAUGUGUCCACCUCCAGCGCCAAAGGAGUGGACUAUGACAAGCUGAUAGUGAGGUUUGGCAGUAGCAAGAUUGACCAGGAGCUGGUGGACAGAAUAGAGAGCGUCUCGGGACAGAAAGCACACCGAUUUUUACGUCGAGGAAUCUUCUUCUCUCACAGAGAUAUGCACCAGGUUCUGGAUGCAUAUGAGAAGAACAAGUCUUUCUACCUCUACACGGGCAGAGGACCCUCCUCAGAGGCCAUGCACGUGGGUCACCUCAUCCCUUUCAUCUUCACAAAGUGGCUGCAGGACACGUUUGACAUCCCGCUGGUGAUCCAGCUGACAGACGAUGAGAAGUACCUGUGGAAGGACCUGUCCCUGGAGGACUGUCACCGCUACGCCGUGGAGAACGCCAAGGACAUCAUCGCCUGUGGCUUCAACGUCAACAAGACCUUCAUUUUCUCUGACCUGGACUACAUGGGGGCGUCCCCAGACUUCUACAGGAAUGUGGUGAAAAUACAGAAGCAUGUGACUUUCAACCAGGUCAAAGGCAUUUUUGGAUUUGGUGACAGUGACUGCAUCGGAAAGAUCGCCUUCCCAGCCAUCCAGGCCGCUCCAUCGUUCAGUAACUCUUUCCCUCAGAUCUUCAAGGGCAGAAAAGACGUCCAGUGUCUCAUUCCCUGCGCCAUAGACCAGGACCCCUACUUCCGGAUGACCCGGGAUGUGGCACCCAGGAUCGGCUACCCCAAGCCUGCCCUGCUGCACUCAACCUUCUUCCCCGCGCUGCAGGGGGCCCAGACCAAGAUGUCCGCCAGCGACGCCAACUCCUCCAUCUUCCUCACAGACACGCCCAAGCAGAUCAAAAAUAAGGUGAACAAGCACGCCUUCUCCGGGGGAAAGGACACGGUAGAGGAGCACCGGAAAUAUGGCGGCAACCCCGACGUGGAUGUGUCCUUCAUGUACCUGACCUUCUUCCUGGAGGACGAUGAGCAGCUGGAGAAAAUCCGACAGGACUACGCCAGUGGAGCGCUGCUUACCGGCGAGUUGAAGAAGAGUCUGAUAGAGACCCUGCAGCCAAUCAUCACAGCCCAUCAGGAGAGACGCAAGCAGGUCACAGAAGAGACAGUCAAGCAGUUCAUGACCCCGAGACCUCUUGAUUUCAAUUUCUAGCCAGUGCGCAGCGUUUUAAUCAUGUGCUAAGUCUCAACGCAAUGUUGGAGGUCGUCCAUGUCGAAACUCAGCAGGGCUGCGUUCAGCAGGGCACAAGUUGUGAAACGUUCAGAUAUAAAUAUUUUUUGUAGAACAGAUAUGCCUCUGACGUGUAGCAUAAAGGAAUCGUGUCUGAUCUAUUCACUGCAUUUCUAUCUGCAACAUUCCACAACCUUUACCUACUGAAUGUGACAGGUCUUGACAUGCAGCAUGCCUACACGCAGCUGGUACAAGGUGAUGCCAGAAACAUUAACUUAAAUGUGUCAACUACAUCUCCCUAUGCUGCACAGUUCAUGUCUAAUUAUUAACCAACUAUAUGGCUUCACAUCAAGCUUACUAAGCAUGGUCAAAGAAGGAAGUCUUAACACCAAUACUAUUGGAUUAAUAAAAUAACCUUGGUCUUGUGA